GCGUUGGGUUUCUUGGAACCCAUGCCUGGGUUCAUUCGAAGAACCCAGUAAAUGGGUUCGAACGAACCCAGGCUCAAGGAACCCAGCUGGGUUCGCCUGGGUUCGUCGAACCUAGUGCUGGGUUCGUUGAACCCAGGCAAUCUGCGUUCGGUCGACCUAGGUUUGGCCGACCUGGGUUCGUCGAACCCAGCCCUGGGUUCGAAAGAAUCUAGGACGCCGCUUGGGUUCGAACGAACCCAGGAGGACGAACCCAGGCGUCCUCCUGAGUUUGUUCGAACCCAGAAAGACGCCUGGCUUCCUGGGUUCGAACGAACCCGAGAGCAAAAUAUGAGGCGUGAAGUUCACGGCGAUGACAGAGCUCGAAACCCUGACCUCCACCUCACUCAAGCCUUAAGAAGAGAUUUCCAGAAAUAUGCCGCAGGGGAAGGAAAGAUUUUGGACUGCUACGGUGCCGGUGUGCCGCUGUUCACUGCCAUUGCUCACAUCUCACGCACUGGCGGGAUGGAAAUCUAUUUGGUGACCUCAAUCAUGUGGAGCCAGCCUUAAAUAGUAGGAUUUGGUUGCUGCUGCUCAUUGCUCAAGCAAAGAAGGAUAAAAUUUGUUGCCAAAAAAAGGAGUAGAUAAGGAUCAGGAAACGAGCUUGAAUGUAGAAAAAUGGUAGAAAAGAAAGAAGAUGAUAAGGCGAAGAAGGUGAAAGUGUGAAACAGUGGAGGGGUACUCUUUUUAGUGGGUAGUAUGUUGACACGUGAUUGGUGUUGGUUUUUGGGCAGUACUAGCUGUUUUUUGGGCAAUGUUAGCUGCUGGGGGCACUCGCCUCCUGCACUCUCCAGCCAACACAUGCUUCUUUGUUGGGCCACCCAAGCUUAAUUAGCCAUGAAUUGAUGACCUCUCUAGAAACCAACAUGACGUGGCCCAAUGAAAAUGGAAGUAUUGG
Molecule: messenger RNA, 934 nt
Organism: Rubroshorea leprosula
Lineage: Eukaryota; Viridiplantae; Streptophyta; Magnoliopsida; Malvales; Dipterocarpaceae
Source: the annotation of a GenBank genome assembly